GUUGGGAACAGUGUUUCACCAUAAAAGGGUAUACCUUUUCCACACUUCCACACGCUUUAUGCAGUCUCUCUCUCUCUUUCUCUCAUUGGUGGCUUUAAUCUCAAAGCUGGAACCAUCUAACAAGCCAAACCAAACAACACCAAAACCAACAUUCCUAAUAUCAACGCCUUCCCCCGAAUAAGGAAAGUAAAAUCCACAAGUACAUCCAGCGACAAAUUCCUUACUCAGCUAAACUCUCAAUAACCUCAACAACACCAUCCAUCACCAACACCACCAUCUGCUACCAAGCUUUGAUUUCACAAAACCUAAAUUUAGUUAACACCUGCAUAUUAACUUCUCUGCUGUUCAUCAUCACAUGUCCCUCACACACUAAACAAAACCAUACUCUUUUGCUUUUGCUUUUCAAAACACACUCCAUAAAUAGUCAACAACUCACCCCUCCCUUUCUUUUUUAGAGGAUAGAUUAAGGUGAAGGGUAUAUAUAUGGCGAGGGAGAAGAUUCAGAUUAGGAAGAUCGACAACGCCACCGCCAGGCAGGUUACGUUCUCCAAGCGUCGCAGAGGGCUCUUCAAGAAAGCCGAGGAGCUUUCCAUUCUCUGUGAUGCUGAUGUUGCUCUCAUAAUCUUCUCUUCUACUGGGAAACUCUUUGAGUACUCAAGCUCCAGCAUGAAGGAGAUACUUGAAAGGCAUCAUUUGCACUCAAAGAACCUAGCAAAGAUGGAACAGCCAUCUCUCGAGUUGCAGCUGGUUGAAAACAGCAACUGCACCAGAUUGAGCAAGGAAGUUGCCGAGAAGAGCCAUCAACUGAGGCAGCUAAGAGGAGAGGAUCUUCAGGGUCUAAACAUAGAUGAAUUGCAACAGCUGGAGAGGUCUCUAGAAACUGGAUUGGGGCGUGUGAUAGAAAAGAAGGGAGAGAAAAUUAUGGAAGAGAUCGCUGAUCUCCAAAGAAAGGGAAUGGUAUUGAUGGAAGAGAACGAGCGACUAAAACAUCACGUGGCGGGCAUGGUUAAUGGUCAAAGACGUUGUGGUGUGGAAUCUGAGAACAUUGUUAUGGAUGAAGGUCAGUCUUCAGAGUCUGUCACCUACGUUUGCAAUUCUGCAGGACCUCCGCAGGACUAUGAUGAAAGCUCAGAUACGUCCCUCAAACUGGGGCUGCCAUACUGCGGUUGAUGGGAAAGUGUGUGGAGAGAUAAAACUAAAACAAAAAUGGCAAUAUCAUGGUCUAAAUUUUCGUUAAUUAUUGUGACUCUAUUGCCUUGAUCGUAUAUAUAUUAGUGGUUAAUUGUAAUGACCAAUGGGCACUUAGAUGAUGUUGAAAGUAACACCUAGUGAGGUUUUUAAUUGCCUUUUUUUUUUAAUUACUAAUAUAAUCCUUGCUUCUCUGACUCUUA
Molecule: messenger RNA, 1391 nt
Organism: Vigna radiata var. radiata (mung bean)
Lineage: Eukaryota; Viridiplantae; Streptophyta; Magnoliopsida; Fabales; Fabaceae
Product: MADS-box protein JOINTLESS
Exons: 9
Coding region: 484-1170 (228 amino acids)
Biological process (GO): positive regulation of transcription by RNA polymerase II
Cellular component (GO): nucleus
Molecular function (GO): RNA polymerase II cis-regulatory region sequence-specific DNA binding; protein dimerization activity; DNA-binding transcription factor activity, RNA polymerase II-specific
Source: RefSeq, a predicted model, not a curated record